This is a messenger RNA of Mesorhabditis belari, 654 nucleotides long. NCBI's taxonomy places the organism in Eukaryota, Metazoa, Nematoda, Chromadorea, Rhabditida, Rhabditidae. The record is from the annotation of a GenBank genome assembly.
AUGAGAAUCAGCGAACUAGCGGAGAGCUCGAAAAAUGUGAAGCGAAUGGGCGAAAUCGAUGAGGCAUUUCAGGGUCGAUACCCACCCCUUUGUGCUCUUGGAAGAGCUCUUCUCGCUGAAGGAGUUCUCUUGAAAAUGUGUCGAAAGAAGAUCAAGGAAAGAAAAUUCUUUCUAUUCAAUGAUAUGCUUGUCUAUGCAAAGAUUGCGGGUCACGAAUUGUAUUACGCACAAAGAACCAUUCCUUUGAAGACAUUGGAUGUUGAAGACGUGAUUGACACAUUCAAAGAUACUCUCAAACAUGCUUGGAUCGUGAAAUCCCCAGAGAAAUCUUUCGUUUUGAUUGCGGAAAAUGAAGAUGAGAAACAGCAUUGGUUUUUGAAUUUAAAAGCUUGCAUCAGACUCUUGAGAAUCAAUAAAGAGAAAGAGAAAAUUGAUUAUGCUCCGAUUUGGAUUCCUGAUGAUGAAUCAAAUGAAUGUAUGAGAUGUGAGGGUGGGAAAUUCACGGUAUUCAGAAGAAAGCAUCAUUGUCGAAAAUGUGGAGCGAUUGUUUGUUCGGGAUGUUCGACGAGAUCCGUGGUGAUCAAAGGACAAGGAAAUGAUCCGCUCAGAGUAUGUGAUGCUUGUUUUGAGAGAUUCUAUUCAGAGAGCGAAUCG